AUGGACGCUAUACAGAUGAAAGCAGUGGAGCUUGGAGGCAUGAAGGCCAAACAGAACAAUGACGAUAAAGACAUGGCUCGGAUGGGCAAAAACCCCGUGCUGAAGCGGAACUUUGGCUUCAUGUCCAUUUCGGGCUUCAGCUGCACGGUAGUCAUCACCUGGCAAGGCUUUCCGAUAACAUUCGCGCAAGGCUUCGCAAACGGCGGUCCUGCGGGAGUCAUAUACGGCUACAUCUUUGUCUGGAUAGGACCGCUUUCGGUAUUCCUUACAUUGGCAGAAGCGACAUCAAUGGCACCAACGUCGGGAGGACAGUAUCAUUGGGUCUCCAUGCUCGCCCCGCCUUAG
Molecule: messenger RNA, 345 nt
Organism: Letharia columbiana
Lineage: Eukaryota; Fungi; Ascomycota; Lecanoromycetes; Lecanorales; Parmeliaceae
Exons: 5
Coding region: 1-345 (114 amino acids)
Biological process (GO): transmembrane transport
Cellular component (GO): membrane
Molecular function (GO): transmembrane transporter activity
Source: RefSeq, a predicted model, not a curated record